This is a messenger RNA of Neolamprologus brichardi, 9230 nucleotides long. NCBI's taxonomy places the organism in Eukaryota, Metazoa, Chordata, Actinopteri, Cichliformes, Cichlidae. The record is from RefSeq and is a predicted model, not a curated record.
AUGGUGACCCUGUCAUUAAAGAUUAGUGUGGGGAAUGUAGUGAAAACUAUGCAGUUUGAGCCCUCCACCAUGGUCUACGAUGCCUGUCGCAUCAUCAGGGAGAGAGUCCCAGAGGCACAGCUUGGCCAGCCAAAUGACUACGGACUGUUUUUGUCUGAUGAAGAUCCAAAGAAAGGCAUCUGGUUGGAGGCUGGAAAGGCUCUGGACUACUACAUGUUAAGGAAUGGGGACACUCUGGAAUACAAGAAGAAGCAGAGGCCACUGAAGAUCCGCAUGUUGGAUGGGACAGUGAAGACUGUAAUGGUGGAUGACUCCAAGAUUGUCAGUGACAUGCUGAUGACCAUAUGUGCUAGAAUAGGUAUUACAAACUAUGAUGAAUAUUCACUGGUGCGAGACAUUGGUGAAGAGAAGAAGGAGGAAACCACAGGAACCCUGAAAAGAGACAAAACUCUUUUAAGAGACGACAAGAAAAUGGAAAAGCUGAAGCAGAAACUCCACACAGACGAUGAGUUGAACUGGUUGGACCAUGGACGGACACUGAGGGAACAGGGCGUGGAGGAGACAGAGAUGUUGCUGCUGCGAAGAAAAUUCUUCUACUCAGACCAAAAUGUGGAUUCCAGAGAUCCUGUCCAGCUCAACCUGCUUUAUGUGCAGGCUCGCGAUGACAUCCUGAAUGGAUCUCAUCCAGUCUCCUUUGAUAAGGCCUGUGAGUUUGCAGGCUAUCAGUGUCAGAUUCAAUUUGGGGAUCACAACGAGUCCAAACACAAGUCUGGCUUUUUAGAUUUAAAAGAGUUCCUUCCCAAAGAAUACAUCAAGAACAAAGGGGAGAAGAAGAUCUUCCAGGCACACAAAAACUGUCAAAACAUGACAGAGAUUGAGGCUAAAGUCAACUAUGUGAAGCUGGCCAGGUCCCUGAAAACGUAUGGUGUGUCAUUCUUUCUGGUCAAGGAGAAAAUGAAGGGUAAGAACAAAUUGGUGCCUCGACUUCUGGGUAUAACCAAAGAGUGCGUGAUGAGGGUUGAUGAGAAGACCAAGGAGGUGAUCCAGGAGUGGAACUUGACCAACAUUAAACGUUGGGCUGCCUCACCAAAGAGCUUCACCCUGGACUUUGGAGAUUACCAGGACGGUUACUAUUCUGUGCAGACCACUGAGGGAGAGCAGAUAGCUCAGCUUAUUGCUGGUUACAUCGACAUCAUCCUUAAAAAGAAAAAGAGCAAAGACCACUUUGGCUUGGAGGGAGAUGAAGAGUCAACCAUGCUAGAAGACUCUGUGUCACCCAAAAAGUCCACGUUGUUGCAGCAGCAGUUCAACAGGGUCGGCAAAGUGGAGACAGGCUCAGUGGCCCUGCCAGCCAUCAUGCGCUCAGGAGCUGGUGGACCAGAGAGCUUCCAGAUGGGUUCCAUGCCUCAAGCUAAGCAGCACAUAACCAGUGGACAGAUGCACAGAGGACAUAUGCCUCCACUGACUUCAGCACAGCAAGCCCUGACUGGAACCAUUAACUCCAGUAUGCAUGCUGUCCAGGCUGCCCAAGCUUCACUGGAUGAUUUUGAUACUCUGCCUCCAUUAGGAACAGAUGCAGCAUCUCAAGCUUGGCGCAAAAACAAGAUGGAUGAGUCCAAACAUGAAAUCCAUUCACAGGUGGAUGCCAUUACAGCAGGCACAGCCUCCAUGGUCAACCUCACUGCGGGUGAUCCAGCAGAGACAGAUUACACAGCAGUAGGCUGUGCUGUUACUACAAUCUCCUCCAACCUAACAGAGAUGUCAAAGGGUGUUAAACUUCUGGCAGCACUUAUGGAGGAUGAAGGAGGAAAUGGACAGCAUCUGCUUGGUGCUGCCAAGAACCUGGCCUGUGCUGUCUCUGAAAUGCUAAAGACUGCCCAACCUGCAAACACAGAGCCUCGUCAGAAUCUGCUGCAGGCUGCUGGAAAUGUGGGCCAAGCCAGCGGAGAGCUGCUUUCUCACAUAGGCGAGGCAGACACUGAUCAACAGUUCCAGGACAUGCUGAUGCAAUUGGCUAAAGCUGUGGCUAAUGCUGCAGCAGCUCUGGUGCUCAAAGCAAAGAAUGUGGCCCAGAAGACAGAAGACUCAGCCCAGCAGAACCGGGUCAUCGCAGCAGCAACUCAAUGCGCUUUGUCCACAUCUCAGCUAGUGGCUUGCACAAGAGUGGUGGCUCCAACAAUCAGCUCUCCAGUGUGCCAGGAGCAGCUAAUUGAGGCGGGCAAGCUGGUGGCUAAGUCAGUAGAGGGCUGUGUUGAGGCAUCACAGGGAGCGACCAAUGAUGAUGGUCUCCUGAAACAGGUGGGCAUGGCUGCCACAGGUGUCACACACGCUCUUAAUGAGCUCCUUCAACACAUCAAACAAUAUGCCAGUGGAGGCCAUCCCAUUGGACGUCAUGGAGAAGCCACUGACCGCAUUUUGGAUGUCACUGAGAACAUCUUUAGCUCUAUGGGAGAUGCUGGUGAGAUGGUCCGUCAGGCUCGUAUCCUUGCUCAAGCCACGUCUGAUCUGGUCAAUGCUAUCAAGAUGGAUGCAGAAGGAGAGUCUGACCUAGAGAACUCACGCAAGCUUCUUUCUGCUGCCAAGCUGCUGGCUGAUGCCACAGCCAAGAUGGUGGAGGCCGCUAAGGGUGCAGCAGCAAAUCCCGACAGUGAGGAACAGCAGCAGAAAUUACGAGAGGCGGCUGAAGGUCUCCGCAUGGCCACCAACGCUGCGGCGCAGAAUGCUAUCAAGAAACGCCUAGUCAACAAACUGGAGAACGCAGCCAAACAAGCAGCAGCAGCAGCCACUCAGACCAUUGCUGCUGCACAACAUGCAGCCUCAACCAACAAGAACCAGGCCGCCCAGCAGCAGCUUGUUGUGGGCUGCAAGGCUGUCGCAGAGCAGAUCCCUCAGCUGGUUCAGGGAGUCAGAGGCAGCCAGUCUCAGCCUGACAGCCCAAGUGCACAGCUGGCUCUCAUUAGUGCCAGCCAGAACUUCCUGCAGCCCGGUGCUAAGAUGGUUACAGCCUCCAAAGCUGCUGUUCCCACCAUCAGUGACCAGGCUUCAGCUAUGCAGCUCAGCCAGUGUGCUAAAAACCUGGCCAGUGCCUUGGCAGAGCUCCGCACUGCCUCACAAAAGGCUCAGGAAGCUUGUGGACCACUGGAAAUAGACAAUGCUCUGUCAACGGUGAGAGAUUUGGAAAAGGAGAUCCAAGAGGCCAAGGCAUCAGCAGAAGAAGGCAAACUUAAACCACUACCAGGAGAGACGCUUGAGAAAUGCUCCCAGGAUCUGGGUAACAGCACCAAGGCUGUGAGCUCAGCCAUAGCCCAGCUGCUGAGUGAAGCCACCCAGGGAAAUGAGAACUACACUGGUAUGGCAGCCAGAGAUGUCGCUCAGGCUCUAAAGUCACUAGCUUCGGCUGCCAGAGGAGUUGCUGCUACCACAGAUGACUCAGCAGCACGUAGUGCCAUACUGGACUGUGCUGGGGAUGUCAUGGACAAGUCAUCCAACCUUAUUGAAGAGACCAAGAGGGCCAUUGCUAAACCAGGAGAUGCAGAGAGUCAGCAGAGAUUGGCCCAGGUGGCUAAGGCGGUUUCCCAGGCCUUGAACAGAUGUGUGAAUUGCCUUCCUGGCCAGAGGGAUGUAGACAAUGCCAUCCGCACUGUGGGCGAAGCUAGCAAGUCUCUCCUGGCUGAUUCUUUCCCGUCUAGUGGAAAGAGCUUCCAGGAGGUUCAAGCUCAUCUCAACGAGGUUGCAGCUGGUCUAAAUCAAUCAGCCAAUGAAGUGGUCCAGUCAUCCAGAGGAACUACCCAGGACCUGGCCAGGGCCACUAGCAAAUUUGGACAGGAAUUUAGCAACUUCCUAGAGGCUGGUGUUGACAUGGCUGGAACAUCUCAGUCUAAGGAGGACCAGACCCAGGUGGUGUCUAACCUGAAGACAAUCUCAAUGUCAUCAAGCAAGCUGCUUUUAGCAGCUAAAGCUCUUUCCACUGAUCCUAGCUCCCCCAACCUCAAGAACCAGCUGGCAGCAGCUGCCCGGGCUGUUACAGACACUAUUAACCAGCUCAUCACCAUGUGCACUCAGCAGGCUCCAGGUCAGAAGGAGUGUGAUAAUGCUCUCAGAGAGCUUGAGUCAGUGAAGGGGAUGCUGGAGAACCCGACAGAAGCAAUCAGUGAGCUGUCAUACUUUGACUGCAUUGACAGUGUCAUGGAGAACUCCAAGGUCCUCGGUGAGUCCAUGGCUGGUAUUUCUCAUAAUGCCAAAAACUCCAACCUGCCAGAGUUUGGUGACUCAGUCAGUACUGGCUCCAGAGCUCUUUGUGGUCUCACUGAAGCAGCUGCACAGGCUGCCUAUUUACUGGGUGUAUCAGACCCCAACAGCACAGCAGGUCAGAAGGGCCUGGUAGACCCUGCUCAGUUUGCACGAGCUAAUCAGUCUAUUCAGAUGGCCUGUCAGAACCUGGUGGACCCAGCUUGUACUCAAUCCCAGGUGCUCUCAGCAGCAACCAUAGUGGCCAAGCACACCUCUGCGCUCUGUAAUGCCUGCAGAUUGGCCUCCUCUAAAACUCCUAACCCUAUUGCCAAGAGGCAGUUUGUCCAGUCAGCCAAAGAAGUGGCCAACACCACUGCCAACUUGGUCAAAUCCAUAAAGGCUUUGGAUGGAGCCUUUAACCAGGCGAACAGAGAAAAGUGUAAAGCUGCCACUGGCCCUCUAAUAGAAGCUGUGGACAACCUGACUGCUUUUGCCUCCAAUCCUGAAUUCGCCAGCAUUCCUGCUCAGAUCAGCCCUGAGGGUCUUGCAGCUAUGGAGCCCAUUGUGGCAGCAGCUAAGACAAUGCUGGAAAGCUCCACUGGCCUGAUCCAGACUGCCCGUUCUUUGGCUGUCAACCCCAAAGACCCGCCCAAGUGGUCCGUGCUUGCUGGACACUCCAGAACUGUGUCUGACUCCAUCAAGAAACUCAUCACCAACAUGAGAGAAAAAGCUCCUGGCCAGAGAGAAUGUGAUGAUGCUAUUGAAGCACUAAAUGGCUGCAUCCGUGAAGUUGAUCAGGCCUCUCUGGCAGCCAUAAGCCAGCACCUAACACCACGAGAGGACAUCUCAAUGGAGACUCUCCAUGAGCAGAUGGCUGCCUCAGUCCAUGAGAUUAGUAACUUGAUUGAUCCCGUGGCUGUAGCUGCUCGAUCUGAGGCCUCCCAGUUGGGACACAAGGUCUCUCAGAUGGCCAGUUACUUUGAGCCCCUGAUCAUGGGAGCCAUUGGCACAGCAUCCAAGAUUCUCAAUAGUCAACAACAGAUGGCUGUUUUAGACCAAACCAAAACCCUGACUGAGUCGGCCCUGCAGAUGCUCUACACUGCUAAGGAGGCUGGAGGCAAUCCCAAGGCAGCCCACAUGCACGAGGCCUUGGAGGAGUCCGUGCAGAUGAUGAAAGAAGCAGUAGAUGACUUGGGUGCCACACUGUCUGAAGCAGCCAGUGCAGCUGGUGCAGUAGGUGGUAUGGUGGACUCCAUCAAUGAUUCCAUCAAUAAAAUGGAAGAUACACCAGUGCAAGAACCUGAAGGCACCUUUGUGGACUACCAGACUACCAUGGUUAAGACAGCCAAGGCCAUCGCUGUGACUGUGCAAGAGAUGGUGACCAAGUCUAACACCAACCCAGAUGACCUUGGAGGAUUAGCUAACGAGCUGACCAAUGAGUUUGGAAAUCUUGCGAACGAAGCCAAAUAUGCAGCCGUUACUGCAGAGAAUCAUGAAAUUGGUUCUCAUAUUAAGAAGCAGGUGGGUGAGUUGGGUUUCACCUGCACAAGUCUGGUGACAAAAGCUGGAGCUCUUCAGUGCAGCCCUAAUGACACCUUUACUAAGAAAGAGCUGAUUGAAAGCGCACGGAAAGUCUCUGAGAAGGUCUCCCAUGUGUUAGCAUCUCUGCAGGCAGGUAACCGUGGCACCCAGGCCUGCAUCACUGCUGCCAGUGCAGUGUCUGGAAUUAUUGCAGACCUUGACACCACCAUUAUGUUUGCAACUGCUGGAACUUUGAACCGUGAAAAUGCAGAAACCUUUGCUGACCACAGGGAAUGCAUCCUAAAGACAGCCAAGGCUCUGGUGGAGGACACCAAGUUGCUGGUGGCUGGUGCUGGGGCCAGUCAGGAAAGGCUGGCCCAGGCGGCCCAGUCCUCAGUGUCCACCAUUACCAAACUGGCAGAUGUGGUAAAACUGGGGGCAGCCAGCUUGGGUUCCGAAGACCCAGAGACCCAGGUGGUGUUGAUCAAUGCAGUGAAAGAUGUGGCCAAAGCCCUAGGAAACCUCAUCAGCGCCACAAAGGCAGCUGCAGGCAAGCCUCACGAUGACCCCAGCAUGCUGCAGCUUAAAAAUUCUGCUAAGGUGAUGGUGACCAAUGUAACAUCGCUCCUGAAGACUGUGAAGGCUGUGGAGGAUGAAGCCACCAAGGGGACGAGAGCUUUGGAGGCCACUAUUGAACACAUCAAACAGGAAUUGGCUGUCUUCAACAGUGCUGAUCCUCCAGCAAAGACCACCACACCAGAAGAGUUCAUCCGCAUGACUAAAGGAAUCACAAUGGCAACAGCAAAGGCAGUGGCUGCUGGGAACUCUUGUCGUCAGGAAGACAUCAUUGCCACAGCUAACCUUAGCAGAAGGGCCAUUGCUGAGAUGCUGCACUCCUGCAAGCAAGCUGCCUACCACCCAGAGGUCAGCAAAGACGUGCAAAUGAGAGCUCUGCGCUAUGGCAAAGAAUGUGCUUCUGGAUAUCUGGGAUUGCUGGAGCAUGUAUUGGUGAUCAUCAUGAAGCCAUCUCAUGAUCUGAAGCAGCAGUUGGCCAGCUACUCCAAGCAUGUGGCAGGCUCCGUCACUGAGCUUAUCCAGGCUGCUGAGGCCAUGAAAGGCACAGAGUGGGUGGACCCUGAGGAUCCCACUGUCAUUGCAGAGAAUGAACUGCUGGGAGCAGCAGCCGCUAUUGAAGCUGCUGCCAAGAAACUGGAGCAGCUGAGGCCGAGGACUAAGCCCAAGGAGGCCGAUGAGAGCUUGAACUUUGAGGAGCAGAUUCUGGAGGCAGCCAAGUCUAUUGCAGCUGCCACCAGUGCUCUGGUAAAAGCUGCUUCAGCAGCACAGAGGGAGCUGGUGGCUCAAGGGAAGGUGGGGGCAAUCCCAGCUAAUGCCGUAGAUGAUGGACAGUGGUCUCAGGGGCUUAUUUCAGCUGCUCGAAUGGUCGCUGCAGCAACCAACAACCUGUGUGAGGCAGCAAACUCUGCAGUACAGGGACAUGCCAGUGAGGAGAAGCUCAUCUCAUCAGCAAAGCAGGUGGCAGCCUCCACUGCUCAGCUGCUGGUAGCCUGCAAGGUCAAGGCUGACCAGGACUCACAGACCAUGAAGAGGCUCCAGGCUGCUGGAAAUGCUGUGAAAAGAGCCUCUGAUAAUCUGGUGAAAGCAGCACAAAAAGCAGCAUUUGAAGAACAAGAUGCCCAGGCUGUGGUGGUCAAGAGUAAGAUGGUGGGAGGUAUUGCUCAGAUCAUUGCCGCUCAGGAGGAGAUGCUACGGAAAGAAAGGGAAUUGGAGGAAGCCAGGAAGAAGUUGGCCAUGAUCAGACAGCAGCAGUACAAAUUCCUCCCGUCAGAACUGCGGGAAGAUGGCCAGGAACAGUGAGAAAAUAAGUGUGCGUCUGUAGCAGCAUGCAGUGUCGUCAGCAGAAGUCAUCUUUGGAAUGAUAAGGACCUGUUCUCAGCUCAUUUUUAAGUGAAGAAAACGAUAACAUAUAACUAUAACUGUAACAUUAAACAAUCUGACUUCAAUUCCACAGCAAACUGUUUCACAUUUAGUUUCAAAAGUUAACAAUGACGUUCGUAACGCUGAUUAAGGUAUCUGUACUUUUGAUUAUAUGGUUACACGCCUAUCAGUAUAUUUUUCUCUAUUUUGAAUUCUUUUUUUUCAUCUUUGUGUGUACAUGCUGUGUAAAAUGGCAGUCACGCCAUUAAAUUAUGGCGUGACUGCCAUUAUGACGUGCCAAUGGCCUUAACUGUCCUAGAUAUAGAUAUCUUAUAUAGGCAAGCAGAAUUAAUGCUUCCAUGACAAUUAUGCAGAAUCUAUGCAAAUUUUAUAUACUGUGUGUGCGUGCGUGUGUGUGCUGGUAUGCGUGUGUGUGUGUUUACAGACAAAGUGCCUUGAUGUAUAGGAGUUCAUUGUGAAAAAGAGAUCUGUGGUUGUAUGACAGUAAUGAUAUUCAAUAUGUUAAUUGACGUACUGGUUAAACUUAAUAUAUAAAAUUACACAUUUUAAAUCUAAAUUGGGAUAAAAUAAUUAUACAGUGGAAAAAAUCAUAGUGUUUUUUUUUACGACCUUCAGAAUAUGUUAAAAGGAUAUCCUCCAGUACAUUGCUAUGUUUUUCUGUGUGGGUUUUUGGAUUUAACCAUCUACAGUAUUUAGCCAGAAAUCAGACUAGAGGACUCAUUUGUGUUCAAAUUAUGAAGCCAUAUAUUUAAUUUUUAAAUAUUUGAGAUUGUUGCAAAGAGUCCAGCACUGUCAGGAUUUCUUUAAACAAAUAAAGUGUUUUAAAUUUAUACCUUUAUGUAUUAUGUACCAGGGACAUGGGAUCAGCUGUAAGUUUAUAUUUGUAUCCUAAGUUUUUAGUACUUUCUAUGUAACAUGACUUUUGCUUGAUGAGGAUCUAGUAGAGAAAAUUAUGAAUUUAUUUUUGCAAUUACACAGUGAAAUAGAGUGUAUUUGCAACAGGAAUAUUUGACAUUAAAUUGACUGUAUUUGGAUUCUUAGUGGUUAUUGACUUGCUCCUAUGAUAUGUUAUUUGUGGGAUUUUUCUAAAGAAUUCCUAUAACUGAAAAGGAAAUGAUCUGAGGUAUAUAUUGGCAUUUUAUAUGGAUGAACACAAAAAUAGAUUAUAAGAUAAUGAUUAAAAGCUGCCCUUACGUUGGCCUUUUUUUCUUUUGCAUAUUAUUUGCAUAUUAUUUUUAGGAUAGCUAGAGCAGUAUGCAGUAUAACAUACAAAGGCUUUUUAAAAUUUUGUGCACAUUUUGACUAAUUAUAAUGCUCAUUCACAUUAGUACCGAUGAUGGACACUGUAACUGUGAUUUAUAUUCAAUAAAGACAGUGUUUAAAGAGAUGCUGACAUCUGUUGUUUAACAGUUUGUUUGUCCCAACAUAGAUAUCAUGUCCCUAAAAGGUGAAAACUCAAUGUUACACAGUGGAGAAUCUAUAACACAGCUUGCAUUAUUUUCAAUAAAUAUAUUUAAACAAAA